Messenger RNA from Symbiodinium pilosum, 3441 nucleotides. Lineage: Eukaryota; Dinophyceae; Suessiales; Symbiodiniaceae. The record is from the annotation of a GenBank genome assembly.
AUGCUCGAGCCCCGUGACAAGAGAAAGACUUCCCAGGAACCGGGCGAACCGUCGUCACCGGACGGUUUGCGGGAUACCAAGCGAUGUCGAGUUGAAGCGAAUUUCUGGGAUGAAGCCGGCAAUCCAGACGUUGCAUCCAAAUCCGACCGAACGCUGCCAGCCGAACUAUUCACGCAAAACAGCAGAGGCGAUCUCAUGCUGAAAGACGAGAGCCUGUCCAAAGUACUCAGCAAAAAGACUGGGCCCAUCAUGAAGAUCACAGGGGCCUCGCAGCUGACUUUGAAAGACAACCGCCUGUACAUCAGUGGAGGUCCUGCCGUGCUGGAUGCAGUGAAGAUGUAUGCUGACAUCGUUGUCCGAGCUUCAGUAUCAGCGGACUAUGAUUGCUGCAACAUGGUACGCCUAUACGUGUCUGAAGACUUUGCGCAAACAUUUUCGCAGAAGGAAGAAGCAGAAAUUGAGCUUUCUGAAGGGGUGUUAAUCGUAGUCGAGCGGCAGAAGGAUGCAAGUGACAUGCAGGUCGGGGAUAGCAUUGAAGCUCGUGGUCAGCAUGGCCACUGGAGAAUGGCGACUGUCGUCAAACUUCCAGGUUCUCAGUGCGUGAUGGCACGUAAUCUUUCUGACCUGCGUGAGGAAGUGGUUCCUGUGCGUCGAACUCGCAGGGCGAGAUCCAUUGCAGUUUUUGGCAAGGCUGCAAACCGCCUGGCGGCCGCGUUACGCGUGGCAGCCGCUUUCGAAGAGGCAAUGAUGCAGAUGAUGCGGUCCACAAGUACGGUCAUUCUGCCUCUCCGAGACGCGAAAACUGACAGGAACAAUGACUUGUUGGACACAUUAAUGGAAGAGGAGGGUGAAGAAAACACCUGUGAACUUGCUGUUCUGGGGGAGCCUCUCGCCAGAGCAGUCGCAGAGUUGCGAAUUAGAGCCUUGGUGGAGAAGCACAAUCCUGGCUAUGCAGAGAAGGUGCGCCUUGCGGACGAGCAAGAUUCGACAAUGGAGGUGGACGCGGGCCUUGGGGUGGAGCAGAUAUCGCUUGAAGCGGAGCUGGAGCAAAUGGAAGAAAGCAUGCAGAUCGCCAAGCAGCUGGCUGGAGCUGCUGGUUGUUGUGUUGAGAUUGCAGCCAGCUGCGCCUUCUUCGCUGGCGGCAAGAAACAGCGCGAUCGCUGUAGGGAGUACCUUUCUUGGGUGAAUGCUUCCUUGAACUCCCGCAUCCGUGGUCUGGGAAAAAGAAAUGAUGUGGCGCUCAAGACAAAGGUGCCUCCAGUCAUUGCCGAGUUGCCAUGGCUUCAACGCAAGUUGGCGACACUGGCAGUGGACAGCAGCGCCAUAGCCUUCUUUGACAUGGAACACGAAGAUGCAGGUGGUCCCACGAGGCGCUUGGUCUUUGCUGGAAGCGCAUUGGCCGACCGUCCGCGUCUUGUAACAACGCUUCUGGCAGAAGCAAGUGUCUUUAUCGACAAGGCCAAAUUCUACAAGGAGAAGGAUUGGUCCCUGGAGGAGUGCAUCGAGGCCGAGGCGAAGGAAAAGUUGGAGUUGAAGGAAGAAAGCAAGGUAUUUUUCGAGAACAUCACGGAGGGCCAGCAAAAAGGCAAAGAUGGCAAGGGACGUGGCAAACAGAAGGGAAAAUCUACAAAAGGCAAAGGAGAAGGUGCGAAGGAUGAUCAGGAGAAACUGCGGGAAUCAAGUGAGGACAAGAAGGAGCAGGACGAUGCAUCUGCGCGUCCUGCCGGUACUGAUGGCAAAAGUGGAAGUCGCAAAGAUGCCGGUGGAAAAGGUGCCAGCAGCAAAGGUGCUAGCGGCAAGGGCAAGAACAAAGGCAAAAUCUGUUUUGGAGAUGGGGAAUUGCCAAUACUGGCCCUGUCACGCACUGCUGGCGACGAUCGAGAAGCAAAUCUCGCAUCUUCCAUUCCUCCUUCGACCUCCGAAGAUCUGCCAAUGGCUGCGCAGGUUGCCUUGGCCCAACCAUGCACGCCAGCACCCAUCAACAGCCUACCAAAGAAGGCUCCCACCGGAAAGACUGAAGAGCCCAAAACAAAACAAGCAUCAAGACCGCGUGGUGCACCGCCGCCUGCCAGCGCUGCAGUUGUCAGUUCCGGAAGCACGCCCGAACUGCCCAUCUCAGCACCUCUCAAUAAGGCCAGCGCUCAAGCACGUGUUGCCCCACCGAUAACACCAGCUGUGCCAGCAGCAGAACAGGCACUUCUGGCUCAGCCACAGACAGCUGCCCUGCCCCAUACAGCAGGCCAGGUCGAAACCAUUGCGCCACCAAGAACUCCGGCAAUGCCUUCUGAGCGCCUGCCUGCUCCAAGCACACCUGCGCCAAGUGUUGCAAGGGAAGAGUAUGGAAGAAGCCCUGAAUCCGUGGCUCCCCCGAAGACCCCAGCGAUGCCUUCGGCCUACUCCCGUGCAGACUCCGUGCCUCCGCCAAGGACACCAGCAGUACCUGCAUCACACGCUCAAGCUGCGUCUGUGCCUCCACCACAGACGCCUGCAUUACCUUUUCCGUCCCGUGCCGAAUCCGUUCCUCCACCAAAAACUCCGGCAGUGCCUCUUACAAAUACUCGACCUGCAGAGUCCGUGCCUCCCCCAAGAACACCUGCGGUGCCAUUGUCUGCAAUCCCUGGAAGUUCCGUGGCUCCCCCACAGACCCCUGCUAUGCCCCACCACGCUCGCGCGGGGGUGGCUCCGCCGAAGACACCAGCGGUGCCGCUGGCACACUCCCGUUCACCCCUGGCAGCAAGCAACGUGAUUCCUGGACCACAAACUCCAUUCCCAUGCCGCACCGCUUCAAGUUCCCCUGCACCGCCACGAACACCAGCAGCCCCGGCAUCCUGGAAGCCACUGCAAGAGCCGCAAACGCCAGCAGCUUCACGUUCGCCACCUAUUGCCUUAACCGAAGCUCAGGCAGUAGCUGCAAGCAACCAGCCGAUCCGAGCAGCCGGCUUUUCCAAGCCAACGCCAAAGAUGUCACUAGCUGCAAAAGUGCCUGCAUCGUCAAGACCGCAUGAAGAUGUUAGUUCGGUGGAUGCUGACCUGGUGGUGCCCAACACACCAUACUUUCAAACAGCUGCACAACCCGCAGUGGCGCCAAAGACGCCGCCAGCCAUCAGUGGCAGGAGCACAGCACCCCCGAGCAAGCAAGCCAGACGCGCACCGCAGACACCGGCUGCCUUGAAGCAGUCCCCACCGCAGAGAGCAGCCCCGCGGACGCCAGCUGCACUAGCUAAAACUGGAACUGCAAGGCGCGCUGCUCCACAGACGCCCGCUGAACUUGCGAAGCCCAGGGCUGCAGCAGCAACUGACAAGCCUCCGGUGCCUAUGACGCCAGCGGCGAUGAAGACCAGGUCACGGCCCCAAAAAGCAAAGCCAGCAGAGGAGAGUCUGACGAGCCGUGGUCGCAUUGCAAGGUCUGCUGAGAAGUUAGGUAUUAUGCGCUUGUUUUGA